Messenger RNA from Nezara viridula (southern green stink bug), 216 nucleotides. Lineage: Eukaryota; Metazoa; Arthropoda; Insecta; Hemiptera; Pentatomidae. The record is from the annotation of a GenBank genome assembly.
AUGGUACCAUUAGCGAGCCUCAGCCACCCCAGAGAAGAUGCGGAGGACCGUUGCUAUGACGACCACUCCACCGGACAGGGGAUGAUGGAUCACGGCGAACUAACUGGAGCUCUCUUGCGUCCUCCUCCAGUUGCUGUCAAACCGAGGAAGAGGCGGGAUACCUUCAUCGUCCCAAUAAGCCGACCAGGCUAUUCCUCGAGGAAAGAAAAAUCAUAA